UGCAAGUGUCAGUUGAGCGUCGGCGUCGGCGGUCGUCGGGUGUUGCUGCUCCUCGUCGCUGGGGUCCGGCGCCGCCUCUACAGGUCUCUUGUGCUCUACUUUUACUCUCAACGGCUCUGUUUACCCGCCCUCCUGCCUUGCCCACCUGGUUCACAGCUUCAGUCUGCGGAUGUCAUAUGCACGCCAGGAGGUUGUGUAAUUCAUGAAAGAUUGUACAAGAUCUCUGGUGGGAUUGCCCGAGUCAGUUUGUAUUGUGAGCAGGCUCAGUAUCUUGACGUGGUGAAGAAAUGGCAAGCCUGGGUAAACUGGCAUGGAAGAUGAAGCCCCUUCACCUUCACAACCAGUUCCCACUUGUGGCUAGUCUUUGGAAAGAGAACCAGAUACAAUGUCAAUUCUAGAGAACACCAUAGAGAACAUAGAUGUAUCUUGAGACAAAAUGGAAAAAUUACUCGAGGAGCUAGGAAGAAAUAGAGUAGUUGGACCAGAUGGGGUUUCACCUUGGGUUCUGAGAGAAUGUGCAACUGAGCUGAACAUUCCACUUCAAUUGAUAUUAGACAUCUUUGUGUAGAAGAAUCUGAGAAGACAUAAGGAAAAAAGGCAAACAUGGUUCCAAUCUACAGAAGUAGCAGCAGGGAAGACCUGUAUUGAUGACAAAUGUAGUCAAAAUAUUGGAAAAUGUAAUUAAAACCAAAUUGGUAGAACACCUGGAAAGAAAUGAUAAAUAAGACAUAUAGUAUGGUUUUUGAUCAGGAAGAUCCUGUAUAACAAAAUCUACUUAGUUUCUAUGAUAGAGCAAAAGAGAUUUUACAGGAAAGAGAUAGUUGGGUUAACUGCAUUUAUCUGGACCUAAAAAAGGCUUUUGAUAGUAUCUAACAUAAGAGGCUGUUCAAGAAACUGGAACAUACUGGACAAGUGACAGGGAUGCUUCUAACAUGGAUGGAAAAUUUUGACAAAAAUGACAGCUAAUAUCUGGGCUCAUGCUUUUGGGGCUCCAGGAAGGUGUUGACCUCUCACAGGUUCAUUUUAUGAAGGAAAAUACUGUAUACGCAGAAUUCUGUCAUGCAAUCAUGUUAGAAGUUUUGGCUCUACUAUUCCAACAUGUGGCGAUCAGAUCACUAAAAAUUCAAAAUCAUCUGAGACGCCGUUAUUGAAGCAGUUACAGGCUCGUAUCAAAAUGUCAGGACCUUUGACUGUUUAUGACUACAUGAAAGAGGUAUUGAUUAAUCCAGUUUCAGGAUAUUAUUCUGCUGGCCAGGAUAUGCUUGGAAGCAAAGGAGACUACAUUACUUCACCUGAGAUAUGCCAAAUGUUUGGUGAACUUGUAGGUGUGUGGGUAUACAGUGAGUGGUACAAGUUGGGAUCACCGAAGCCACUGCAACUAGUCGAGUUGGGACCUGGACGUGGAACCCUCAUGGAGGAUGUUCUAAGGGUGUUAAAACAGUUUGGGGAGGCAGGGAGUGAUCUAACUGUGCAUUUAGUGGAAGUAUCAGAAGAAUUGAGUUGCAAGCAGGAAGAGAAAUUAUGCAGAGUGGCUCAAUCUCGGAAGGAUAUGCCGGAUGAAUUAUACUAUAAGAAAAGUACUACAACUGAUGGAUCACCAAUAUUUUGGUAUAGGCACUUGAGCAGUGUCCCAAAAAAUUUCUCGGUGUUUCUUGCUAAUGAGUUCUUUGAUGUGCUACCCAUUCACAAAAUUCGGAGAAUGGAGGAAGGAUGGCGAGAGGUUCUAAUCGAUAUAGAUGAAGGAGAUGGGCCUCAUCACCUACGUUAUGUUCUUGCCAGAGGUGCUACACCUGCUACAAAAGUUUUUAUUCAGCCUGAAGAAACGCGUGAUGAAAUUGAGGUAUGUCCAGAAGCUGCAGUACUUUGUGAAGAGCUGGCCAGCAGAAUAGAAGAUGAUGGAGGUAUUGCACUCAUUAUGGAUUAUGGGCAUGAUGGUAAAUCCUCCAGUACUUUCAGGGCAUUCAAAAAUCACGAGCUUCAUGAUCCACUAUGUGAGCCAGGUACAGCUGAUCUAACAGCUGAUGUUGAUUUUGCUUAUCUGAAGAGUCAAGUCCAGGAGAGGGUGAUCACCUAUGGCCCGGUUACACAGUCCUCAUUCUUAACAAAUAUGGGCAUAGAGAUGAGACUUGCUAAUUUGAUGAAGCAUUCCAAGACUGAACAAGUUAAAUCCCUUGUGUCUGGGUAUAAGAUGUUAACAGAGGUGGAACAGAUGGGUGAAAGAUUCAAGUUCCUUGCAUUUUUCCCUGCAGUUGUGAAGGAUUUCCUCCAGAAGCAUCCUCCUCCUGGGUUUCACAAGAAUCUGGAUUGAUGUACAUUUUUAGUAUUGUCUUGUGAAAAUGUAAAUAAAUGUAAAAAAUAA
Molecule: messenger RNA, 2359 nt
Organism: Procambarus clarkii (red swamp crayfish)
Lineage: Eukaryota; Metazoa; Arthropoda; Malacostraca; Decapoda; Cambaridae
Source: RefSeq, a predicted model, not a curated record